UUUAAUAUUUUUUUUUGCUUUCACAUUUAUUAUAAAUGACUUUGUCUAAUUGGACAUCCGUCAUUAUUGCAUCAAGUGUAAUUAUUACACUUACUAUUAUUAGUGAUUAUGUUUAUAAGAAAAUGACUCGUAUACCUUUAAAACCUUCGGGAAAGCAUUGCUUUAUUACAGGUGGAAGUACAGGUUUAGGAAAAGCCUUAGCUAUUGAACUUGUGAAAGAAGGUGCAGAUGUUUGCAUUGUUGCUAGAAGGGUACCUGAAUUAGAGUCAGCAGUCGAAGAAAUUAAGACUAAUUGCAUUACUGAAAAUCAAAAAGUUAUCUAUGUAAGUGCUGAUGUCACUAACCAAAAGGACGUUAUUCGCGCAUUUGAUGAAGCCAAGAUUAAGAUGGGACGAGACCCUGAAUUUGUUUGUGCCUGUGCUGGUGCUUCAUAUCCCAAAUUUUUCCUUGAUCAUACUUUGGAGGAUUUUGAAAAACUAACAAACUUGAAUUAUCUUGGUCAAGCUUAUGUUGCACAUCAAGCUGCUCAACGUAUGAGAGAUUCAAAUAUCAAAGAUGGCAAGAUUGUAUUUAUUUCAUCUAUGUUGGGGAUGCUUAGUUUUGCAGGAUGGUCAACUUAUUCACCUACAAAAUAUGCUAUUCGUGGUUUAGCAGAUACACUUCGCAAUGAGUUAAAGAGAUAUAACAUUGGUGUCCAUAUCUUCUUCCCCGGUGGUAUCGAAUCUCCUGGAUUUGAUGUUGAAAAUCUGACAAAGCCAGAAGUCACGAAAAUUAUUGAGGGAGCAAAUACACCUCAAACAAGUACUGAAUGUGCCAAGUCUUUAAUGAAAGGCUUACAGAAAGGAGAAUAUAUGAUUGUAACAGAUAUUCUAAGUGAAGUACUUCGAUGCGUUGUGAGAGGCAUUAGUCCUACAAAUAAUUUGGUACUUGAUUAUAUCUUUGCAACAGUGGGUCAGCCUAUUGGUUCUGCGUAUGCAUUAUAUAUGGAUUAUAUUGUUAAAACCGCAAAAUACAAUUAAAUCUCUUCACGUUGACGAGCUUACUUUAGAUUCCAUUUAUUGGUUCAUCUUUGUGUAAAUCAGCAAAUCCCAAGUUUUUCAUGUCAUCUUUAUCCAUUAAUCCACUAUAAUAAAAUCAAAUUUUGUUAUAAACAGGAAUCAAUAAAUACUAAGAAAAAGAACUUUACUUGUCCAUACGACAUUGAAGAUAGGCUUCCGAAAAUUGUCUGCAUAAACCAUUAUUAUGCUUGUUUUCUUUCAGACAUUUCAUAAAUUCCAACACAAAAAGUUUACAUUCACCUUGCAUAAAAAAAAAUAAAAUAAGAGUCAAAGCAAAAAAGUAAAACGUUUUAUUGAAAAAGAAAAUACCAUCGUGAUCUAAAGGAAAGCUUCCUCUCAAUGGUGGUUUUCCUGGUGAAGAUUCAACAUUAGGGGUUCUUCCGAAACUCAUUUUUUUUUAAAAC
Cokeromyces recurvatus is the source of this 1462-nucleotide messenger RNA. RefSeq lists its product as uncharacterized. The record is from RefSeq and is a predicted model, not a curated record. Gene Ontology annotation, molecular function: 3-dehydrosphinganine reductase activity. The transcript is spliced from 5 exons. Gene Ontology annotation, cellular component: endoplasmic reticulum membrane. Gene Ontology annotation, biological process: sphingolipid biosynthetic process. Bases 36 to 1019 code for a protein of 327 amino acids. Lineage: Eukaryota; Fungi; Mucoromycota; Mucoromycetes; Mucorales; Mucoraceae.